AUGCCACUUGCCAUUCUCGCCGAAGUCUUCUCACAUCUGCCUAGCUCGUAUUUGCCGUAUGUUGGCGCUACACUGGUCGCACUCGCUGUCCUCAGGUCAUUUGCAUCGUCAGCAAGCUCGGUCAAUGCUGCUAUCAAUUCACUCGACAUAGACGACUCUGUCACGCCAUUGCACGGCAAGAUCGUCAUCAUCAGCAAUGGCUUCAGUCCGCUCGGCCUCACUCUGGCGCGAUUGCUCGCUUUGCGCGGCAGUCAGCUCAUCCUGCUGCAUUCUGACAAGCCCGACAAAGCAGAUGAGGGAUCUCAGGCCGAAGGCGAUCUUGUCUCGCCUGUCACAUUCCAGCUGCUGGCUCUCUUACGAAGUUCGACGCGCAAUGAGCGCAUCUACGCCGAAUACUGCGCGAUAGACGAUUUGGCAAGCGUGACGACCUUUGCGAGUACUUGGCAGAGCAAGGCUAAGCGAAGGGGCGCCAUGGGUGAAGUGCUCGGCUCGGAGAAGAUCUGGGCGCUGGUCAUGUUACCUGAUGCGAGAUUGCGGUCUGCCUCUUCAUUAAGCAUAAGCAACGAGACCGCACGACGAGCAGCCCUCACAGGCAGACUGUCGUUGGUGCAGGCUUUGUUGCCGGCUUUGAUCUCACCUGGAGGCCAAGGUGUGUCCGCUAUGGGUGAUGCGAACGGGCGGGAUCCUGUCAUUCUGCUGGGCGACCAGAGCACGCGCGCUCGAGUAAUCAAUGUCGUGUCAGCGUUCUAUGCAGCAGGGAGACGCUCGACACUAUCUGCUGCUGCAGAUACGGAUCCUGUUGCAUGGUCCAAAGCGAUAGAUGUAGAGCUUCAAGGCGCUGAUCCGCUGCAGCCACGACGAUACGAAGGCAUUCUCGCACUGGCUAGCAUAGCGGCCUUCCGAGAAGCACAGACGAGGAUCGCUUCCCUUGCAUCCAAAGCACAAGCAAAUGUGGAUGCGCUUUCCAGCCCUGUCGUGCUCUGCAGUCUCUCGGCUGGUUUGACACGUGGCGACAUGGCUCGCAUCGCCCUACCAGAUGCAGCUCCGUACAGAGGCAAGCUUGUGCUCUAUCCGCUACAUGUCAUCACACGGAUAUCGAGGCUCAUAUUGCUCGGGCUGCUCUUUCCUCUUAUCUGGUCAAUCGGACAAAGUCAUGUGGAAGCAGCGCGGCAGAUCGAGUGGAGUCUGCUUGCGCCGCUCGCGAUCGGCCCUAUACCGCUCAAGAAGCCAGCAAAGUACGACAGAGCGGAUAUCAAGGCUAGAAUCUAUCCUGGCUCAUUCUAUCGAGAACUGCAUGAUCUUGCGCCUGCAUUCGACGAGCUAGUGCUACCGAUUCCGGGCAAGCUUAUUGCCGAGGCAGCCAACUUCAACUUCCGCACGCACCAGCACAUCCUGCUACCAGUACAUCCAGCCAUCGCGAAAGCUUCACAAACGCAGAACAUCAAUAUGUCGUCACAGAAGCUGCCGCCCGGUGUCCGCAUCAACGGCCCGGUCGAGAAGGCGCACGAAGCUAUCCUGACUCCAGAGGCUCUGCAAUUCCUGGCUGUCCUCCACAGGCCAGUCGCCAUACUUUAUCAGCCAUCAAGGCUGAUGGGUCUGAUUCGCAGGAAUUUCAAUCCGACGCGCAAGGCAUUGCUGCAGCGUCGUCAGCUCUAUCAGGCAACGCUCGACGCCGGCGCCCUGCCCGACUUCUUCCCGGAGACCAAGAGCAUUCGCGAUGACCCCACUUGGGUCGGCGCUCCGCCAGCACCCGGCUUGAGAGACCGCCGUGUCGAGAUCACUGGACCGGUCGAUCGCAAGAUGGUCAUCAAUGCACUGAACUCUGGCGCAGCAACUUACAUGGCCGACUAUGAAGAUUCUAACUCACCGACCUGGCUCAAUUGCCUUGAUGGUCAAGUCAACAUCCGGGAUGCAGUUCGCCGUCAGAUCGGCUACAAGGAUGCCAAGUCGGGCAAGGAAUACAAGCUGAACGACAAGAUCGCCACGCUUAUCAUUCGCGCCCGAGGCUGGCAUCUUGACGAGUCGCACAUCCUCAUCGACGGACAGCCCAUGUCGGGCAGCAUGUUCGAUUUCGGACUGUCCUUCUUCCAUAAUGCUCACGAGCAAGUCAAGCGCGGUCUCGGCCCCUACUACUACUUGCCAAAGAUGGAACACUACCUCGAAGCACGUCUCUGGAACGAUAUCUUCAACAUGUCGCAGGAUUAUAUUGGCAUGCCACGAGGUACCAUCCGCGGCACCGUCCUCAUCGAGACCAUCACUGCUGCUUUCCAGAUGGACGAAAUCAUCUUCGAGCUUCGUCAACAUUCGUCUGGUCUCAACUGUGGACGAUGGGAUUACAUCUUCAGCUUCAUUCGCGCGAUGCGCGCGAAGGCUGACUACGUCCUUCCUGACCGCAACAAUGUCACGAUGACGGUGCCUUUCAUGGACGCAUACGUUCGUCUGCUAAUCAAGACCUGCCACCGACGUCAAGUCGCAGCAAUGGGCGGCAUGUCGGCUCAGAUCCCGAUCAAGGAUGAUCCCAAGGCUAACGAGGUAGCCAUGGAGAAGGUCAAGGCCGAUAAGCUUCGUGAAGUCCAAGCGGGUCAUGACGGCACCUGGGUCGCACAUCCCGCAUUGGUCAAGAUUGCUCUCGAGAUCUUCAACGAGCACAUGAAGGGACCUAACCAGUAUUAUAUCCGCCGCGAGGAAGUGCAAGUCACCGCGCUUGACCUGCUCAAUAAUAAUGUGCCUGGCCAGAUCACCGAGGCCGGUAUCCGAGGCAACGUGUCUGCAGCGCUCAAAUAUGUCGCCAACUGGACUGCCGGUCUGGGUUGCGUGCCCAUCAACUACCUCAUGGAGGAUGCUGCAACUGCCGAGAUCGCACGAUCGCAGCUCUGGCAUUGGGCUCAUCACGGCGCAUCGACCGACUCGGGCAAGAAAAUCACGGCAUCUUAUCUCGAUGGCAUCAUCAGCGAGGAAGCCUCAAAGUCGCAAGGACUGGUACCAAAGCAUCUUGAUGCCGCCAAGCGAUAUAUCUCUCAACAGGUUCACGCAGAUGUGCUGUCCACUUUCCUCACCACUGACAUGAUGCCCCAUCUCGAUGAUCUCGCUGCCCCCACGAGACCCAAGCUAUAA
Mixia osmundae IAM 14324 is the source of this 3114-nucleotide messenger RNA. RefSeq lists its product as uncharacterized. Gene Ontology annotation, cellular component: cytoplasm; peroxisomal matrix. Lineage: Eukaryota; Fungi; Basidiomycota; Mixiomycetes; Mixiales; Mixiaceae. The record is from RefSeq and is a predicted model, not a curated record. The coding region runs from base 1 to 3114 and encodes 1037 amino acids. Gene Ontology annotation, biological process: glyoxylate cycle. The transcript has 12 exons. Gene Ontology annotation, molecular function: malate synthase activity.